AUGGACCAUUCCUUGAAAACGUACAAGACGCUGUUCCUGUCGCUGCUCGGUUUGAGGAAAUCCUUCCGAGCUUGGCGCAAACUGGUACCCCUGCUCCACUUGCCCACACCGGAGGCCCUGUCGGUCAUGUACUCCUACCUGCAACACCGCAAGAUCAAGAUCCUAGAGAUGUUCAACAAGUUGAACCACAGUGAUAACCAAAAUAUCACCCGGGAGGAGUUCAUUACAGCUCUGAAAACAGUGGGAGUGCCUUUGAGUAGCCAAGAUAUGGAGGACAUAGUGAUCUACCUCAGCUCCCUGGGAAAGUUAAACACCAUCACAAUGGAUAUCCUGACCAGCAGCCACAAGCAAUGGUCCAUAGAUCAGCAGAGGAGAAGCCACCCAGACAUAAGGAAGCGUCUCCGAGGGUCAUCCAGCAGGAGCAUCUCCCAGCAGAGUCUGCCCAUGAGGCAGAAGGGAAGCUCCAGCCUGCAGUCCGACAAGAUGGACCUGCUGACCGUGCCUGAGCCCAAUUUGGAGAAAGAAGCUCGGCCCUUGAGCCUCGAGGAAAUGGAGGACGUGGGCAAGCGGUACCGAGAGAGGAAGCGGCUGCACAAGAUCUCCGUGGGCUCCAUCCAGUACUCAGAGUGCUGCCGCCUGGUGCGGAGCGGGAACAAGCACUAUGAUGAGAACUGCCUCCCGUCCACGGUCCAGGGCAACACCGGGGACAUGAUCAACAGGUUCCGCAGGGACAACUUUCUGUCCUACCUGCAGUGCUGUAAACUCUGUGAGUCCUACGGCAUCCCACUGACCGAGGACAUCCUCACGAAAGCCUUGCUCUACCCGGGAGACAAGAUCAUUUUCCUGAAUGACCAAGUGCGCCCAAUCCGGCAGCCAGGAGGCUACUACUCUGACUUCAAGUUCUUCACUCGGAGCCAGACUCUGCUCAAGUCCCAGAGGGCUCAUAUGGCCAAAAUGGACAAGAAAGUACCAAAGAAAACCAAGAAACUACGCUUUAAGGAGUUUGAGGAGUUCACCAGGAAGCUGAAGGCAAAGAGGACUGGUGUCCAGCAGCUCACCCACCCUAACAACUUCUGGCCAGGCCAUCUCCUGGACAAGCUGAGGCUGUACCUGCCCACUGUGGCCCCCGACCGGAGCUUGGCACUCUUCAGCCACGUGCACCAACAGCCCUCUGCCUACCCGGCCAUCUACCAUCCCAACCACUGGUGGCCCAUUAGAAAUAUGAACUAUAUGACCCCAGCCUAUUAUGAUGCCCACAAGGUCUACUACAUUGACUGAGGUGGCCUAGGGCUUGCUGCAACCCAACCACCCUGUGGCCAGGGGCCAGUGCAACUGGUGACCCCCAAGCCAGGGAUACAAGGGAGUGUCAAAGAGAUAGACAAAAAAACCCAAUUGUUUCUGUGUGGUGGCCCUAGGGCAGGGCCUUCCAGACCCAAAUUACCCAUGGUCUCAGAGGGGAGAUGUGUCCAGGGGAAGACACACAGGUUUUCGGUGUUUCCCUCCCCUCUCC
This is a messenger RNA of Echinops telfairi (small Madagascar hedgehog), 1510 nucleotides long. RefSeq names its product EF-hand calcium binding domain 12 (gene EFCAB12). NCBI's taxonomy places the organism in Eukaryota, Metazoa, Chordata, Mammalia, Afrosoricida, Tenrecidae. Gene Ontology annotation, molecular function: calcium ion binding. The record is from RefSeq and is a predicted model, not a curated record. Bases 1 to 1278 code for a protein of 425 amino acids. The transcript has 9 exons.